GGUGCGGGCGCCUGGCCAGGCGGGUGGAGGCCCGGGUUACCUCUGCCUCUAGGAGUCCGGGCGCGCGUAGACAACGCCCCGAGGCGCCCCUGCUUCUCCAACUCCCCACUCCCGCCGCCCGUGCCAGCCGGGGACACGAGCUUCCCUGCCACCCGCAGAAGGAGCCGCAGGAGCAGUCGCGGCCGCCUCCGAACGACAGCAUCCUCAGGAGAGCCGCCCCAGGCUCCGCAGCCGCCUGCCUCGGCCCGCUCUCUGCGCUCCUCCGGGCCGUCGCCGCUGCCUGGCCGCUGGAGGGACACCGGGGCCCUUCACCUGCCCAGGGCGGGCGGGCACAGGGUAGAGAAGGCGUUAGAAGCGGGCGCCCAGGAGACCCCUUCCCAGCGUCUCAGCGCGUUGAGGAAAAGAGACAGCCGCGAGCCCCGGCGCUCCCUGCACCGGGUCCCCAAGUUCAGGGCGACACCCCUCAAAGGGGGUCUGUCCCGCACGGUGAGCUCUCCGGCCGCAUCGGCCCCAGCCGGCCCUCAGGACUCCAGGCGCCUCUGGUGCCUGCGCCCCGGACGCCCUCCCGGGUCCCCGGAGACGGCCCGCCCGCCCCCCGGCGCCCACCGUCGCCCGCGCGCCCCGGCUGGGCCAUGCCUGGGCUGCGCCGGGACCGCCUGCUGACCCUGCUGCUGCUGGGCGCGCUGUUCUCCGCCGACCUCUACUUCCACCUCUGGCCCCAAGUGCAGCGCCAGCUGCGGCCCCGGGGGCGCCCGCCCGGCUGCCCGUGCUCGGGUCGCGCCUCCUCCGCGGCGUCCGCCGCCUCCUCGAAUCCUGGCACCGUCGCGCACAACUUUUCCCAAGCCGGGCCCGGGGCUGAGCAGGACCGCGGCGGCCGCAGCAGCCCGCGCUCCAAGCUGCAGGCCCUCUUCGCCCACCCGCUGUACAACGUCCUGGAGGAGCCGCCUCUCCUCGGUCCCGAAGACUCGCUCCUGGCCAGCCAGGAGGCGCUGCGGUAUUACCGGAGGAAGGUGGCCCGCUGGAACAGACGACACAAGAUUUACAGAGAGCAGUUGAACCUCACCUCCCUGGAGCCCCCGCUGCAGCUCCGAACCGAGGCCAGCUGGGUCCAGUUCCACCUGGGAAUCAACCGCCACGGACUGUACUCCAGGUCCAGUCCUUUCGUCAGCAAACUCCUGCACGACAUGAGGCACUUUCCCACCAUCAGUGCCGAUUACAGCCAGGACGAGAAAGCCUUGCUGGGGGCGUGCGACUGCACCCAGAUUGUGAAGCCCAGUGGCGUCCACCUGAAGCUGGUGCUGAGGUUCUCGGACUUCGGGAAGGCUAUGUUCAAACCCAUGAGACAGCAGCGAGAUGAGGAGACGCCCGCAGACUUCUUCUAUUUCAUUGACUUUCAGAGACACAACGCCGAGAUCGCAGCUUUCCACCUGGACAGGAUUCUGGACUUUCGACGGGUGCCGCCAACAGUGGGGAGGCUAGUGAAUGUCACCAAGGAAAUCCUAGAGGUCACCAAGAAUGAAAUCCUGCAGAGCGUUUUCUUUGUCUCUCCAGCCAGCAAUGUGUGCUUCUUCGCCAAGUGUCCGUACAUGUGCAAGACGGAGUACGCGGUCUGCGGCAACCCGCACCUGCUGGAGGGCUCCCUCUCUGCCUUCCUGCCGUCCCUCAACUUGGCCCCCAGGCUGUCGGUGCCCAACCCCUGGAUCCGCUCCUACACACUGGCAGGAAAAGAGGAGUGGGAGCUCAAUCCCCUUUACUGUGACACUGUGAGACAGAUCUACCCAUACAACAGCAGCAACCGGCUCCUCAACAUCAUCGACAUGGCCAUCUUUGACUUCUUGAUAGGAAACAUGGACCGUCACCAUUAUGAGAUGUUCACCAAAUUCGGGGAGGAUGGCUUCCUUAUUCAUCUCGACAACGCCAGAGGGUUUGGACGACACUCCCAUGAUGAGAUCUCCAUCCUCUCGCCUCUCUCCCAGUGCUGCAUGAUCAAAAAGAAAACACUCUUGCAUCUGCAGCUGCUGGCCCAGGCCGACUACAGACUCAGCGAUGUGAUGCGGGAGUCUCUACUAGAAGACCAGCUGGCCCCCAUCCUCACUGAACCGCACCUCCUGGCCCUGGACCGCAGACUCCAAAUCAUCCUCAAGACAGUGGGGGACUGCAUAGAGGCCCAUGGACAGCAGCGUGUCAUAGCCGAUGUCCCAGCACAGCAAUCAGCCCGAGACUCUGGCCAGGCUAACCUGACAAGCUAAGGGCUGGAGAAGCACAAGCCAGCGGAGGGCUCUGGAGUGCAGACCACUGCGUCCUUACUUCCCUCUCCUCGUGCUGGAGGGCAAGUCUCAAGCUCAGGAAGAGGCAGGGCAUGUUCUGAAACAGCAAGAGGGAUCCACUGACCUGCUCUAUAAGGUCACUUAAAAUCCCUUCUAUAGUGAAUCGCCUUGGCUCCAUCUUUCCCAGAAAUCUCUAGCUCCAUCAAGCCACAGACUAUCUCCCCAGUGCUCUGGGCAACCUGCAUAUGACUCAGAUCUGGAAGGUUUCUAGGCCCUGUUCCCAGGAAAGUUUUAACUGUACCAAGUCAAAUAAAAGGACAUCAAAGUGGAUACCUGUCCUCCAGGUCCUUAUUCUAUCUACAAGUAAAGGAUAAUUCCUGGUCCAGACAAAACAUCUUGCAGAUCUCAAGCAGCCUCAAAAUCUUCAGAUAAGUAAGCCUCAAACCGGUUCAAACUAGACUUUACACCUUCUACUUACAUUGUAGUCACUGUCCCUACUGAGCAGUCUUAGAGUAACUUCUCAGAAUACUGUCACAAAAAGUAGAGUAAGAAUUUGCUCUAAAUACCAGAAAGAAGGUAUUCCAGUGAGAGUAUUCAUUGUCAACUGAAAUAACAAUGUCAAGACUAGCAGGCAGUAACAAUAGGAGGAAUUGUGAUGGAGGGAAAAGAGAGGUCUCCAAGGUCAGCAUGGCAUGGUCGGCUAGUCAGGUACUAGAGGAAGUCCUGGAGAGAGGAAGGACAAAGGCCAGGGCCUGCUGGACUGUCAGCCACAACCCUCCUCCUUAUGUCCCAGAACUGUCACCUAUGAGACUCCCACAGGAACAGGGAGCCAUCUGGAGGGAUGAGGUCCUCUAGAUACCCUCUCCUCCUGUACUGACUAAAAAAGAACUAAAUCAAGUUUCUAUCCCAAACCUCCUUGAAAGGAUAGUAGGGAUUCCCCGUCUCCUCCAAUUCCCCCUAUUGACUUGUUGACAUCUCAAACUCCUGGAACUGGAGACAUGUUUCUUAUUCCAUAAUAACUGAAACCACAAAUGACAGGAAUGUAUGCAUUCUGCGGAGUGAUUAGUUAACAAGCAAAAUAAAUGAUUCAGCAGA
Molecule: messenger RNA, 3362 nt
Organism: Marmota flaviventris (yellow-bellied marmot)
Lineage: Eukaryota; Metazoa; Chordata; Mammalia; Rodentia; Sciuridae
Gene: Fam20a
Product: FAM20A golgi associated secretory pathway pseudokinase
Biological process (GO): enamel mineralization
Cellular component (GO): Golgi apparatus
Molecular function (GO): protein serine/threonine kinase activator activity
Source: RefSeq, a predicted model, not a curated record